Messenger RNA from Vitis riparia (riverbank grape), 910 nucleotides. Its product is annotated as ethylene-response factor C3-like. Gene Ontology annotation, molecular function: DNA binding; DNA-binding transcription factor activity. The record is from RefSeq and is a predicted model, not a curated record. The transcript has a single exon. Lineage: Eukaryota; Viridiplantae; Streptophyta; Magnoliopsida; Vitales; Vitaceae. The coding region runs from base 69 to 737 and encodes 222 amino acids. Gene Ontology annotation, biological process: ethylene-activated signaling pathway; regulation of DNA-templated transcription.
AAACCAAAGCAUAUAGCUAGCACAAAACUGUAGUCUAUAAUCUAUAGUUGUCUAUUGUCUUCAAUUCAAUGGAUUCUUCCUUCUUUCAUCAAUACCAAACUUCAGGAUUCUCACCUGAAGCCUCGCCAUUCGAUUCACUGGAGUGUUUUUCUACAUGGGAUGAGCCUCUUUUCGACCACAAUUCACUUCCGUUCAACACAAUUGACUCAGAGGAGAUGAUACUAUUUGAUAUGCUAGCUGAGGGAGCUAGAGACUCGUCGGAAACGGCAUCAUCCGCAGGAAUAGUUAAGGAGGAUGAGGUGAGUUCCAAUGCCAAAGAGGCAACACCUAAGAAUGAAAAGUUAUAUAGAGGUGUUAGGAGGCGGCCUUGGGGGAAGUUUGCGGCGGAGAUAAGGGACUCGACCAGGCAUGGCAGAAGGGUGUGGCUUGGUACAUUUGAUACUGCUGAGGCUGCUGCUUUAGCAUAUGAUCAAGCAGCAUUUGCCAUGAGGGGGCCAAGGGCUGUCCUCAAUUUUUCGGAGGAACGGGUGAAGGAGUCGCUAAGGGACAUCAAGUGUGGCUGGAAAGAUGGGGGCUCCCCGUUGGUGGCUAUGAAGAGGAAGCAUUUAAUGAGGAGAAAAUUAGCCUGCGGGGAAAAGAAAAAGGAGAAAGAGGCAAGGGAACAGCAUGUUGUAGUGUUGGAGGAUUUAGGAGCUGAUUAUUUGGAUCAACUCUUGUGUUCAUCACAGAGCUGUUGAUUCUUAGUAAUCAUCAAGAAUCCUAUACUUUUCAAAGUCUUCUAUAUAUGUUCUUAAUUUCUCUUUCUUUUCUUUUGGUUCAGUUCUUCUUUUGUGUGUUCAAGAAUACUUUCAAGAGCUAAAAGCAUCCUCUUCUUGUUGAAAUGUAAUGCCUUCUUCAAUUAUAUAAUCAA